AUGCCUGUACUUCUCACCGAUAACAUUGCGUGUGAACUAGGGCUUACGAAUGGUACUCAAGGAAUUUUUCGAGAGCUUAUAUACGAUGAUCAAGAGGAUCCGAGCGAUUUAAAGAUAAAAAACGAAGUAUUUCCCUCAAAUACGAUCUACAUACGAAAGCCAUUAUAUGCUCUCGUAGAAAUUAAUACAUCACAAGCAGAAACAAAUCUUGAUGGACUUCGUCCUAAACUAAUUCCUAUUCCAUUAGUCAAAAAGCAGUUCACUGUUCCUAUAAAGCAACUCUUUGGACGUCUACUUGAUCGAGUGCAAAGUGAGAAAAAAGUUCCACAAUUGAUUCAAGUUACACGAACGCAACUGCCAAUUGUACCUGCCUUCGCAAUAACUACAUAUAAGGUGCUAGGACUCACAAUGAACAAAAUCGUAGUCGAUCUUCAAGUUCCAUUAGGAACAUUGCAAGUGGCGUCAGUAUAUGUACCACUAAGUAGAGUAAAGAUAGGGGACGAUGUGGCCAUUCUUCGACCUUUUGACAUGAAAAUUCUACAAGUCCGACCUUCUCUUGCUCAAGACGCUGAACUGAAACGUCUAGAUGAACUUGACAGAAAGACAAAGCGAGAAUGUACCUCUUUCACUUUUUAA
Adineta ricciae is the source of this 636-nucleotide messenger RNA. The record is from the annotation of a GenBank genome assembly. NCBI's taxonomy places the organism in Eukaryota, Metazoa, Rotifera, Eurotatoria, Adinetida, Adinetidae.